AUUUUUCAGAUUCUUGUUUUGCUGAUUCGCUAUGGUUCUGGGAGAAAUUACUGGUCAACUUGAAAAUGUUUCGCUUCGAGAAACUACUUCUAAAAAUGCUACCGUUGUCACGUCCAAAACAGAUCACAGCAAGUAUAUUGAAGCCGAGCCUCUUUUGAGAGAAAACCCGCGAAAGUAUGUCAUGUUCCCUAUCGAAUAUCCAGAUAUCUGGCAAAUGUACAAAAAAGCUGUAGCUAGUUUUUGGACUGUUGAAGAGGUUGAUCUAUCGAAGGACAUGGAUGACUGGGAAAAGUUGAAGCCAAAUGAACAUCAUUUCAUCAAACAUGUUUUGGCUUUCUUUGCUGCCAGUGAUGGAAUUGUGAAUGAAAAUCUUGUUGAGCGAUUUGGCCAGGAAGUUCAGAUCCCAGAGGCAAGGAGUUUCUAUGGGUUCCAAGUUGCCAUUGAGAAUAUUCACUCUGAGAUGUAUUCUCUGUUGAUUGACACAUACAUCAGAGAUCCUAAAGAGCGCGAUUAUCUGUUCAAUGCCUUGGAAAACAUGCCCGCAGUCAAGAAGAAAGCAGACUGGGCACUAAACUGGAUUAAUAGUGAUGAUGCAACUUACGGAGAAAGGAUAGUUGCCUUUGCGUCCGUGGAGGGGAUCUUUUUCUCAGGUUCAUUUGCAGCAAUUUUCUGGCUGAAAAAGAGGGGUGUCAUGCCAGGAUUAACUUUUUCGAACGAGUUGAUCAGCCGUGACGAGGGGCUGCAUACUGAUUUUGCCUGUUUGAUGUUCAAGCAUCUGGUUAAUAAGCCGUCGGAAGCCAGGAUCAAGGAAAUCAUAAAGGAUGCUGUAAAAAUCGAACAAGAGUUUUUGACAGAUGCACUUCCGGUUAACCUCAUUGGAAUGAAUGGAAAUUUGAUGUGUGAGUACAUCGAGUUUGUCGCUGACCGACUUUUGGUUGAGUUGAACUGUGAAAAGAUUUGGAACCGGGAGAACCCGUUUCCUUUUAUGGACAUGAUCAACCUGGAAGGCAAAACCAACUUCUUCGAGAAGAGAGUCGGUGAAUAUCAGAAGGCGGGUGUGAUGAACUCAGUGGGAAGCUCAUCGAAGAAACAAUUUGUGUUCAGCGUCGAUGAAGACUUCUAAUCUAUACAAAAUGAACAUCAUGACAACGAUGCUUGUAAUUUGUUUUUCGUGCAAUCUAACCGGUGUCUUCUAUUUAGCAAUAUGAUAGUGUGCAAUGUUUGUUUGAUUCUUGAGUUCAGUUUGUUUUAAUUUGUCGAUAGUAAACCCUAAACUAAGAAGACAGUACUGUUUAUGAGAAUACCUACAAUUGACUUUUAGUGGCUGG
Molecule: messenger RNA, 1328 nt
Organism: Symsagittifera roscoffensis
Lineage: Eukaryota; Metazoa; Xenacoelomorpha; Acoela; Convolutidae
Product: ribonucleoside-diphosphate reductase subunit M2-like
Exons: 1
Coding region: 32-1123 (363 amino acids)
Biological process (GO): deoxyribonucleotide biosynthetic process
Cellular component (GO): cytosol
Molecular function (GO): ribonucleoside-diphosphate reductase activity, thioredoxin disulfide as acceptor
Source: RefSeq, a predicted model, not a curated record